GCAGAUAUGUCCAGAGAACUUUUACACUAGGUUUCUUUUAAAUUUCCGAAAAUAAUUUUCUUCUUCAUUGCCUUGCCGUAGAAGUUGCUGACACAAGCAAGGAUAAAAAUGUUGCUGUUUUCGAUCCUAGUUUGUUUUUCUUCACUUCUUCAAGCAUCGUUAUCAAGUCCUAUUUUGGCUUCAAAGCCAAAACCUGUGGAUCUUUCAUACACUUGCAUGGCAAUAUUUGAUGCAAGAGAUCCGAACUUCAAACACGACAACGUACCUGUUAUCUUACUCCACGGACUAUCAGGGAAUAAAGAAUCCUGGCACGGUGUCCUUGAACUCAUAGCUUUAGAUACGAAGAAAAAAGUUUGCGCUGCAGAUUUACGAAAUCAUGGACAAAGCCCAUGGAAUGACGAAGAAUAUGAUGCUAUAGCCAUGACAGAAGACGUAAAGCAUUUGAUGGAUCGAAUCAAUGCUUCCAAGGCUGUAUUGCUCGGUCACAGUUUGGGUGGAAAAACAGGUGUUCAGUUAGCCUUGACAUACCCAGAAAGAGUGGAAAAAUUAAUCGUGGAAGACAUGAGACCGAAUGGUGUAUCCCCAGAAGGCUUGAAACAAGUACAGUUAGCUGCUCGUAUCUUUAAAGAAAUAGAAAAACACAUACCGCAAGGAGUCACGGAAAGAGAGGCAAAGGAAGAAGUCUUUAAAAAUUUAAAGGAGAAUCUAGCGAAGAUAAAUAUCACUCAAGAGUUCCGUGACCUAAAUAACUUACCAAUCAAAUGUUUAGAUGGGAAAUGCAACCUGACCUUGAAUCCUGUACUUCUGGACGCAGUUUUGAGGAACAUUACUGAUUUAUUAAAUGAAAGUUCUGGCCGUUUUGAGGGACCAGCACUUUUCAUCUAUGGCGCUGCAUCGAUUUUUACAGUAAAUGAAGAUGAGAGCAACAUUAAAAAGUUGUUUCCUGAUGCUAAACUCGUUGGAGUAGAAGGGGCAGGUCAUACUGUGCAUACAUCUAGAAAAUUCAUGACAGAAGUCAUCAAAUUCAUCAACGGUAAAUGAAGAUUGAAACUCCUAUUCAUGUAAAAUAAUAAGCUGAAUAAAGUUGAAAUCUAUUCCAAGUAAAA
Argiope bruennichi is the source of this 1106-nucleotide messenger RNA. Its product is annotated as protein ABHD11-like. NCBI's taxonomy places the organism in Eukaryota, Metazoa, Arthropoda, Arachnida, Araneae, Araneidae. The transcript is spliced from 7 exons. Bases 109 to 1041 code for a protein of 310 amino acids. The record is from RefSeq and is a predicted model, not a curated record.